GGCACUGACUGGCAUCACUGCUGGGCACUGACUGGCGGCACUGACUGGCACAACCCCUGGGCACUGACUGGCGGCACUGACUGGCAGCACUGGGGUGGGGUGGCACUGGUGGGUGGGCACAGGUGGGUGGGCACAGGUGGGUGGCACUGCUGGGCACAGGUGGGUGGCACUUCUGGGAACAGGUGGGUGGCACUGCAGAGUGGCACAGGUGGGUGCACUGCUGGGCACAGGUGGGUGCACUGCUGGGCACAGGUGGGCGGAGCUUGCGGGUGGCACUGCUGGGCACCGAUCAUCAGGGCACUGAUCAUCAUUGCCCUGAUGAUCGGUGCAGAUCCCCGCUCUGACAACUGCCGGUUCUCGGCAGUACUUUCCUCACGAUCUGACAGCGUGAGGAAAGUGCAGCCGAGAACCGGCACUUGC
Staurois parvus is the source of this 420-nucleotide messenger RNA. The record is from the annotation of a GenBank genome assembly. NCBI's taxonomy places the organism in Eukaryota, Metazoa, Chordata, Amphibia, Anura, Ranidae.